AAGCAAGCUUAGGAAACGCGAAACAUAGCAACGCGCUCAGUUGUCUCACAUCGCGUUUCAUACACAUACCCCGGUUGACCUGACUUACCGUUACUUCACAUCCAAAACAAAUGCAACUUGCGGUGCGUUAGGGCAACGAGAUACCGGAACGCGUGUUCGAAUGAAGCGAAUUUUUGACAUUUUUGUAAACUUAAGAACAUGAAUUAAAUAAUAAUUUGUGUUAUGACAUAAAAAUCACUUUUCCUUUGGUGAUUGUUGAAAUUCUCUUGGAUAUUUGUUACCAGUGAACAAUAGAAAUUAUUUUCGUGACUAGUGUGGAUAAUUGGUGAUUUUUUUGUGGUGUGAAUUUUUUUGUGUGUCUUUCUAUUUAAUUUGGAUUAUUUUCAUUGGAUUUACUGUGUUUUUAUUGGUUCCUGGGAUGGAAUUAGGAUUAAAACAAAAUCAAGGUUCAUGUUUUGGAAAAGGUUCAAGAUUCACAGGGACAUUUCAAGAUCUCUUCUGAUAAUAUAUUGGGAGGCAUCUAAGAUAGGAUAGACUGGAGACAUUGUGAGUUUUUAAUUGGGCAGGAGGUUAGCAACGUGGAGGGGGCGCAUUCCCUCGGGGGCCACCAGUUGCCCAUGUCGUUGGUGAUGCCAUUUAUUGACAACGACUUACUAUGGAGCUCCGAUCAUGACGGAAAGAUGGUUGAUAUAUCUUCCUGCCUCCAAGAUGCCUCCGUUGCUGUUGGUCAACAAAACGUCGCCACUGGAGCCAAUGGCUUGGGUGAAUUAUCUCAAUCCGAUCUCAACACCCUCGUUGAACCGCCCAUGCAGGAACCUAAUAUAGCUGAUGAAGAUAUAUUUAAGCAUUUGUCAGAUACAACUGCCAUUGAAAUUGAAAGUAUUUUAAGUGAAUUUAGUCAAACGACUUAUAUUAAGCAAGAAGAAAAUAAUAAUUCUCCUAAUGAUGACCCCGACAAUAAUUCUUCUUCCGACCAAAAGAGCGCGCAAGUGCUACUCGAAAUGCGAAAGUAUACAAUCGCGGCCGCGAAUCCGAUUCUCGCCGAGAAACUUUCUACACCAAGCGAACAAAAUUUAACACAACUUGGACCAAGUUCGGGUAGUAGAUCACAGCUGGCGCCACUGAUACCAAAAGUAGAAAAAGUUGAUAAAGAACAAAAUAAUUACAACCAACUUCAUCAACUUCUUUCAAGACAAAGGACAGAUCUACAACAUCCAAGUUUAUGUGAAUAUGGACGACGAAAAUCUGUGUAUCCAACAACCACUGGUUCUCUCCCACCUAGUCCUGCAGAUUCCGGUGUUUCCGAUGUGGACAGUUCCUCCUCAGGUCACACAUCAACCGAUGAACUAAAAGCAAGGUUACAACCAUCAAUACACUCACCGGUAGGCACCCUGUUCCCAAGACACCCCUUUUCGUGGAAUAAUGCACCUCACCACGGACAAAGGCCGCCAAACCACAUGUCCCAGCAAUUCUAUCAACCUUUUCCUACAAAUUUGGAUCCCUACAAUAGCUAUAUUUUACAGCAACACCAGGUUCAACAGAAUCAUCAUAUGCACCAUCACAGUCAAUCACCAUUUACCACACCUUCUCCUCCUUCUCCACCAAUAAGACACUCAAUCCCGACAUCUGUUAUACAGGCAGCUACCAGCAGUAUGUACGACGAUCCUUACAUGUUAGGAUUUUCACCGAGGAAACUCAAAAAAGUAAAGAAACAAAAAAUGGGCGAACCAGGCACCGUCAAGAGGAAAUCAAGGGAAGGAUCAACGACUUAUUUAUGGGAGUUUUUAUUAAAAUUGUUACAAGAUAGGGAAUACUGCCCAAGGUAUAUAAAGUGGACGAAUAGAGAAAAGGGCGUCUUCAAAUUGGUGGAUUCGAAGGCUGUUUCGAGGUUAUGGGGCAUGCACAAAAACAAACCCGAUAUGAACUAUGAAACUAUGGGUAGAGCCCUAAGAUAUUAUUACCAGAGAGGCAUUUUAGCUAAAGUUGAUGGACAGAGAUUAGUCUAUCAAUUUGUAGAGGUACCUAAGGAUAUAGUCGAAAUUGACUGCACAGGAGCUGCGUAAAUUUCAAUUAUUUUUUCUCAAAACAGAGAAAAAAAACUGAACCAGCUGGUAGUGGAAACCGGCUGUGUCUCGAAAAGUACAACAAAUCACAAAUUAUUUAUUUAGAAAUAUUGAGUUUCUAGAUUGUAAAUAUUAGCUAUAACUCAAAAGUGUGGUAACAACGAAUUUUUGCAGUUUGUAGCAUUUCUGAAAGAUCUCAUAGUUGAAGUCAUUUUGUAAAAAUUGUCCAAGACAACCUAAAGUAAAAUACUAUAUGGUAGGACCAUAAUUAUUGCUAUUUAUUCUUCAGAUAGCGCAUAUCUCAAAUGUAAAAAAAAAACAUAAUUUAGUUAACCAUUUUUGAUUGUUUUCAUUACCUGUUGAUUGGAUAAUAAUGCAAACCUAUUUAUGUCCUAUUAUAUAUAAAGAAGUACCAAUAGUGUACAAGUACAGGUCCUCCUCGAAAGAAAUCAUUGGAUUAUGACUACCAUACCUUAUCAAACAUUGACCUCUCAAUUUAUCCCUGCACUUUUGUUUUUGUGAAUCUACUACACAUUUCCUCAAAGAUGUUAUAGAAUGUUGAAAUUGUCUGACGUGGAUUUGCUUCAUCUUCUAAUUAGAGAAUCAUCUUUGGAUCAUUGACGACUGUUGAGUUCCUACCAUUGAGAAACUCAAAAAGUAUAUGCUCUUAUAAUAUUUGGCUGGCCAUUUCACUCCAAAUUUCUCUAAUAUUUAUUUAUUUAGAAGUGAACAAGUCAUAAUGACGUUAAAUGUCUUUGACACGGCUUUGAAGCACCAUAAUGGACUGACAAAUGACAAGCAAACAUCUGGGCAGAAAAGUCGUUACUCAAUGGUUCACCUAAAAUCAUUAUUAGACAAUAUAUGGAAAAAAUAGCUCUGGAAAUAUUCAAUAAAGCCACAGUGUUAUUUCCAGAUCAGUUUAAAGCCUGGAUUUUCCAAUCCGACUGCUGGGAAUGGGAGUAUAUCAUUUUGGUAUAUUUAGAUAGUUUAUUAAGCCGUAAAAAGAUGUCGUUUUAAAUUUCAAAACCACUGAAAAGCGUUGUCGUUGAUUGGAUAAUUGAUAAUGCAAAACUGUUUUUUAAAUUAUUUCACAUUAUAUAAAAGCAUUAGUUUCGAAGAAUAAUCUUGUGGCUUAAUUUUUAUUUUUAAUUAUUUGAUAGUCAUUAAAUCGUUUCAUUUGAAAUAAAAAAACACUGUAAUAUGGAUAUUUUAUCAGUAAUGGCUAAUAAAUAGCAACUAUUUAGUGGUACUACUUAUAAGUAAUGAAAUUUGUGAGCUAAACUCGUUUAAUCUAUAUCCUUAGGUGACCUGAGAUAAUGGGAAAGGUUGUGAUUUGAAAAUAAACACUAUAGUAUGUUGUAAGAUCCUAAAAAAUAUUGUACCCUACCCUCUACACUAUUUCAUACGAUUGCAAUGAAGCAUUUAUACGAACGUUUGAACUAAUAUUGAGAAAAUUUAAUAUAUUUAUGGUCUGAAGAAAAUGCUGUUUCCUUAAACAUCCAGUGUUUCAUAAUAAUCAAGUUCUUUCUUGUUUAUUUCUUCAAAGAUGGACCAAGUGUUCAAAAACUGCAUUUAUAAGUGCUUUUUAAAAAACAGUUGUACAAAAAAAAUUGUUGGUGGGUCAUUAAAGAUUAUUUUAAGCAGGUUGAUCUGUACAUACAAAGUUUAAAAAAAAUAUAAAAUGUAUCACUGUUGUUUACUGUAUGGUAUGGAAUAGUGACAAUUUUGUUAUAUAGGAAGAUUUUUUAUAAAAAAUAUAUACCUAAAAUGUUAAGAAUAUCAAUUAUAAUAGUAAUAAAUGAAACAUAGUUGUGGAUGUGUGAGAUUUGUGAUACGGACGGGUUUCAGGGGGGGAACAGUUUUUUUCCAAAUUUUUGUUGAUAAAAGAGAACAAAUCCGUUUUGCUUACGUAAUCAAUAAUUUUGUUACGACAUGCGGAUCUGUCUCUCGUACAUAUUAUUUAAUUACAAAGGAAGGUGCUUUAAAAUGGAUUAGAAAAGACUGCGAGGUGCCUAGUGAUUGACAGAAAAAAUAAAUUAAUGUCAAUGAAUAGCUCUCUUUUUGUUUUUCUUUGAAGAGCGGAAAAUCUUUUUGGAUUUGAUCUCAGUAUGUACACAAAAAUGAUUUGUAGAAAAAUAUCGAUUUGGAUAGAUAAUAAAAAUGAUUGAAUGUAAUCGUUUUUAUAUUAAAAAAUGAGUUUUUGAUUUAUCAGAACAAAAAAUUUGUAAAUAUGGGAAAAUUAUUUCAUAAUUAAAUUUCAAGUAGUUUCAAUUAUACAAAAAAAAAACAGUAAGUUUAUAAGUGUACAUUCUGUAUAGUAUUUAUUUAAUAACUUCGAAAUAUCACAUUUAAUUUUUUUGUAAAUUUUUUUGUAACUUUCUGUGAUUUUUGUAAUUUUAGUUGUUUUCUAAAUUUAUUGUUGAACAUAUGUACCUAAUUGAUAUGUGUCUUGAAAUAUUAUACAGCUCAGUGCAAAUCAGGACAAGUUAUAUAACAAAUACUUUAACAAAUGUAGAAAUUAGAUAAAAAAAUUGAAACCUAUCCCAGGAUUUUUCUCAGCGAAAAUUUGUACUAUAUUAUAAGAUUGUAGAAGAAAAAAAACAGUUGUAUGUGUAAUUGUAUAAAUUUAUGCACAAAAAACCUGACAAUCUGGCAAAUAAUUACAAAUAUAUUUUAAACACAAAAAUGAGAGAAUAUAAAUAAUGGUUGUGUGAAAAUACAUACUAAAAUCAUCUUUUCCAUGCUUGGUAAUAUCGUUAUUUUUUAUUUAAAUGCAGGUUUUUGUUAAUUAAAUUACUUUUUUUAAAUAAUAGAAGUCAAAUUAUAGCUUCAUUUACUUGCUAACUUUUUCUUCUUUAACCGGCGCUACUAUCUUUUGAGAACCAGAGUCUUAACAAUCGAUUGCCAAUUCUUUCUGUCCUGAGCCUCCAACGUCGCUGGAUUGGGUCUAGCCUCAAUGUCCUCCAACCAGCGAAGGGGUGGUCUCCAUACAUGGCUCUGCGCGGGUAUCGAUCAGAAGGCAUCUGUGCUCCCUGUGUUCCAGCCACCCCAAACGCGCUCCAGUAUGAACGCCACUAAAUCUGACUCGCCAUACAUCUGUCACAGCUCAGCAUUCUUCUGGAUCCUCCAUUUGCUAACUUGUAUUAUUAUAUCGUGAACAAGUUCCAGUUGAAUUUGUCUCUUGCAUCAAUUUUAAAAUCUUAUUAUAUAUGCUUGUUUAGGAAACUUGAGUACAGUUUAUAGUGUAAUUGAAAUAAGCAUAUGACAAAGAUGUACCACAUUUUGGAAAAACAUGUUUGAUACGUCAAAACUUUGGUGAUUAAAGAUUCUGUAUAAAACAAUAUAUUAUGUUUAAAAUUUCCAAACCACAAAUGGAAAGAUAUCAUAUCAAUACUUACCCCAGUAUUUAUGUAUGUAAAUUGAAUUAUUGAAAAUAUACUUUUUGGCAGUUUUUUUUAUGUAGCUGAUUUUACAGUAUAAUUUGACCCACCGUUAAUUUUGUGAAUAACAGAGAUAGAAUGAUUUCAUUAAAAGUGGCAUAGUCAACAAAAUUUCCAAAAUUAUUUCCAACAUGGAAUAUAUAUUAUACUGUGUCGACAAUGUAUUAACUAGCUCUCAAAUAUCCUUAAUCUUGAGGUCAUUAUUCUUUGAAAAAUGUAUUCAUAACUGACUUUCAUUCUACUGUAUACAAGCUGAUUGUAAAUAAUUUGUUGCUCUUGUUGAAGUUUUGCAUCUUUUUUUGACUGGUAUAUAAACACAUUGAAUUGGCAAAUAUUUUUCUAAAAACAUUGAAUAUAAAUAUUUUCAUUUUUUCUUUAAGAAUUCAAUUUAUCACGAGUCAUUUCUCUAAAUUGAAAAAAAAACUAAAUAACAACAUAAAAAGUGUAAUUUUAUUUACGAAAAUUGAUUUUAUUCAUGUAAAUUCAUAAGUUUGGAAUUAUUCUUUACUUUACUGCGUAAAAUGUAAAAAAUAGACCGCAAGAAGAAGACUCGUUUGUAUGUUUCAAGGGUUCCUAAGUGCCCGCAUUAAGUGUAUGUACAUUUAUUAGAGAAUGUUAUUAUACACUCUACAUAACAUGUCAUAAUUGUGUCGACUUGCUUUAAUUGUAACAUUAUCUCGUAGCUUUGAGCAACAAAAAUAACUCAAUCUUUUGUAAUAACCGUUUAUACACCUGAAAAGUUCUUAUUUUUUAGGUAGCAUCGUAGUUAUGCAUAUUUUCUUUAAAAAUAAUUGAAACUAUUUAAAAAAAAAAUUUAAGUUCCAAAUUAAAAGUGUUGGCGUUUAUCGGGAACUGCGAAAAAACUACUUCUUUUAUGUGUCAUACAUCAUUUUAUUUUGUAUUCCGAUUGUGAGUGAAAAUUGAAGUUUCAUUUUCUACAUUCAAAAACUUUAACGUAAUUUUAAAACAUUUCAUAAUUAAUUUAACUUCAAAAGAAUGAACUUUCAACAUUAAAUUUAGAUUAAAGUAUUUGUUGACUGUAAGAUCGUCCAUCACUUGCCUGUUCUUACUGUUUUGAUAGAGAUAUUGGAUGAAUUAUACACAUAUUAUACAAUACUAAACGGACUAAACAAAUGAACAUAUGAACUGAGGACUGUUGCUCAUGGUGCAAUCACAUAAAAUUCGACAGAAAAAUUUCGUGUAUAUUCGUGUAAAAACGUUAUAAUGAAAAUACUCUUGUGCUAUUUGAGGAUUUGUUUAAGAAAAUCGUGUCACAAGUCCAAAAACUAUCGUUUGAAAUUAAUUUUAUCUUUAUUCUCAACUUUGCGGAUAGUAACUCAGAGCUUGACAAGUUACCGCAAAAGUAACUAUUUACCUGACGUUAUUUGAGAUAAAAUUUUCAAGUUUUCUAGCACCAAUAAUAAAAAAGGCUUCUUUCUAAUUUUUUUAUUUAUUUCAUUUCUUCUGUUUUAAUUGACACAACUGAUUUCUCAUUACUAUUUGAUGUAAUUUUUAUUGUGUAUUUUUGGAUAUGCCCUAUUUAAAAAUAUUUUUCUACACAAUAAACCACUUACCUAUACAAAUAAUGUUAUGAAAUAGAAAUAUCUAAUAGUUUGCCAGAUAGAGGGUACAAAAUUUGUUGACUUUAUCGUCCAGAUACCAUGUGAUAUGUUUGCAUGAUUGUUAAUUGUCAACACGUUUAGCCAAUAUAUAUAUUAUAUACACGUUAUACAUUUAAAUGUUCUUAAUUUUUUGUUUGUUACCUAUUUAAACAAUUCAAUACUAUAUGUGCAAAAUCCUGUGUAUUACUCAUACUUGAACGUCAUCAAAAAUAAUACUAGGGAUGGAAUUAUACUUAUUUGUAAAAUACAAUAAUCUAAAAAAAGGUUUUUUUAAUAAACCUUAUCGAUAUAAAAUUGGAGACGCUCAUGUAUUAUUUAUCUGAUCUGCAGGUAAUACAUCACUAACAAAUAUUUAUAUACAUAUAAAUCUUAUUUUUACAAUAACUGAAAAACUAUGUAAUUUUUUGGUGAUAUUGCAAUAGAAAUGUUACAGUUUUUGUAUAUAUAGAUAAUUUUUAUUCUAUAACAGAAAGAAAUUUACCUACCUUUAGAUAAUAAGGAUUUUAUUGAUUUUAAAAUAGAAUAUUGUAUAGUUUUUAUUUAGUUUAAGACAAGGUACUUCUUUAUAUAUAUAGUUUAUUGUAAUAUUUUCUCUUCGCAAAAAUAUAAUAUGAUAAAAA
This is a messenger RNA of Diorhabda sublineata, 7745 nucleotides long. It is a transcript of the gene Eip74EF, whose product is annotated as ecdysone-induced protein 74EF. The coding region runs from base 618 to 2063 and encodes 481 amino acids. Lineage: Eukaryota; Metazoa; Arthropoda; Insecta; Coleoptera; Chrysomelidae. The record is from RefSeq and is a predicted model, not a curated record. The transcript has 8 exons. Gene Ontology annotation, biological process: cell differentiation; regulation of transcription by RNA polymerase II. Gene Ontology annotation, molecular function: sequence-specific DNA binding; DNA-binding transcription factor activity, RNA polymerase II-specific. Gene Ontology annotation, cellular component: nucleus.